This is a messenger RNA of Arabidopsis lyrata subsp. lyrata, 2302 nucleotides long. Its product is annotated as U-box domain-containing protein 12. Gene Ontology annotation, cellular component: cytoplasm; nucleus. Gene Ontology annotation, molecular function: ubiquitin-protein transferase activity; protein binding. NCBI's taxonomy places the organism in Eukaryota, Viridiplantae, Streptophyta, Magnoliopsida, Brassicales, Brassicaceae. Bases 202 to 2160 code for a protein of 652 amino acids. Gene Ontology annotation, biological process: protein ubiquitination; cell surface receptor signaling pathway. The transcript has 4 exons. The record is from RefSeq and is a predicted model, not a curated record.
AAUUAUCGCAAUUGAUAAUGUAGCUGACUUAACAUUGACUAGCCUAACCAAGCUGAGCCGUUUUAAGAGUCAUGACUAAUUUAUGAUUACGCUCUCUACAAGUCCAUGGAGAUGACUUCGUCGUUCUUCAUCUUCGUAUAGUUUUCAUGCUUUGAGUCAAACCUAGUGACCAAAAAACUCAUUACUAGAUCACCAACAAAAAUGGCGAAAUCAGAGAAACACAAGUUAGCGCAAACCUUAAUCGAUUCAAUAAACGAGAUCGCUUCAAUUUCCGAUCACCACACACCGAUGAAGAAGCACUGCGGAAACCUCUCUCGGCGAUUGAAGCUUCUUAUUCCUAUGUUGGAAGAGAUCAGAGACAAUCAAGAAUCGUCGUCGGAAGUUGUGAAGGCUUUGUUAUCUCUUAAGGAGUCGCUUGUUCCUGCUAAGGAUUUGCUUUCUUUCGUUAGCCAAGUUAGCAAAAUUUAUCUGGUGUUGGAGAGAGACCAAGUGAUGGUUAAAUUUCAGAAAGUGACGGCUCUAUUGGAACAAGCUUUAAGUGGAAUCCCUUAUGAGAAUCUUGAAAUUUCAGAUGAACUUAAAGAACAGGUUGAGCUUGUUUUAGUUCAGUUAAGAAGAGCGAUAGGAAAAGGCGGCGAUGUAUAUGAUGAUGAGUUAUACAGGGAUCUUUUAUCUCUUUACAGUGACAUAGGCAGUGUAACGGAGUCUGACAUGCUUAGGAGUGUGGCGGAGAAGCUUCAGUUGAUGACUAUAACUGACCUUACGCAAGAGUCAUUAGCUUUACUUGAUAUGGUUAGUUCUAGUGGUGGAGAUCCUGGUGAAAGUUUUGAGAAGAUGUCUAUGGUUCUCAAGAAGAUUAAGGACUUUGUGCAAACUGAUAAUCCUAACUUGGAUGAUGCUCCGAUGAGACUGAAAUCAAGGCUUCCGAAGUUACAAGAUGGAGAUCAGGAUAGGCCAGUGCCGCCUGAAGAUUUCCGUUGUCCAAUUUCUCUAGAAUUGAUGACGGAUCCAGUUAUUGUUUCUUCAGGGCAGACAUAUGAACGUGAGUGCAUUAAGAAGUGGCUUGAAGGAGGACACUUGACGUGUCCAAAGACGCAAGAAACGCUGACAAGUGAUACCGUCACACCAAACUAUGUUCUAAGAAGCCUUAUAGCUCAAUGGUGUGAGUCUAAUGGCAUCGAACCUCCAAAGCGUCCCAACAAUUCUCAACCGAGUAGUAAAGCCUCAUCUUCCUCCUCAACCCCUGAUGAUGAACAUAACAAGAUUGAAGAACUCCUACUUAAGCUCACAUCGCAACACCCUGAAGACCAAAGAUCCGCUGCAGGAGAAAUCCGUCUUCUAGCAAAACAAAACAACCAUAACCGAGUCGCCAUUGCUGCAUCAGGCGCGAUCCCUCUUCUGGUGAAUCUCCUCACGAUAUCCAAUGACUACAGAACUCAAGAACACGCUGUGACAUCGAUUCUUAAUCUCUCGAUAUGCCAAGAGAACAAAGGAAGGAUUGUUUAUUCAUGUGGAGCGGUUCCAGGUAUUGUUCAUGUGCUCCAGAGAGGCAGCAUGGAAGCUAGAGAAAACGCAGCAGCUACACUUUUCAGCCUCUCGGUUAUAGACGAGAACAAAGUGACAAUAGGUGCCGCAGGAGCGAUCCCGCCUCUUGUGACCUUGCUGAGCGAAGGAUCACAAAGAGGCAAAAAAGACGCGGCGACUGCUCUGUUCAAUCUCUGCAUAUUUCAAGGGAACAAAGGAAAAGCUGUGAGAGCCGGUUUAGUGCCCGUGCUAAUGAGGUUACUAACAGAACCCGAAAGUGGAAUGGUUGAUGAAGCACUCGCUAUAUUAGCCAUACUAUCCAGUCACCCGGACGGGAAAUCAGUGGUUGCUGCCGCUGAUCCAGUUCCGGUUAUGGUAGAUUUUAUCAGAAACGGGUCACCGCGAAACAAAGAAAACGCAGCUGCAGUAUUAGUGCACUUGUGUUCAUGGAAUCAGCAGCAUUUGAUUGAAGCUCAGAAAUUAGGGAUUAUGAGUCUUUUAAUAGAAAUGGCUGAGAAUGGUACUGACAGAGGAAAACGCAAAGCGGCACAGUUACUUAACCGGUUUAGCCAUUUUAACGACCAGCAGAAACAACAGUCCGGUUUAGGUGUGGAAGAUCAAAUCUCUCUAAUCUGAGUUUAGUUUAGCGUUUAAUGUUUGCUUAUAUACAUUCACAGUUUUCUCACAUUUUUUUUUCUUAACCAAACUCAGACGAAAAGAAUCAAGAUUUUGAAACCUGUAAAUCACUUUUCAUCUUUUAAUUUACAUUUUCUCAAUU